AUGGCCAUUCUAUAUCUCAUUCUCCUAUCCCGUCAGGGCAAAGUGCGUCUUGCCAAAUGGUUCACAACACUCUCCCCCAAGGACAAGGCCAAGAUCGUCAAGGAUGUAUCUCAGCUUGUGCUCGCUCGAAGAACGCGCAUGUGCAACUUUCUAGAAUAUAAGGAUACAAAGAUUGUCUAUCGCCGAUAUGCAUCACUCUUCUUCAUCGCCGGAUGCUCCUCCGAAGAUAACGAGCUGAUCACCCUCGAAAUUAUCCACCGAUAUGUCGAGCAGAUGGACAAGUACUACGGCAACGUUUGCGAGCUUGACAUCAUCUUCUCUUUCACUAAGGCAUACUAUAUCCUCGACGAAAUCCUCCUCGCCGGCGAGCUGCAGGAAACGAGCAAAAAGAAUGUUCUUCGCUGCAUCGGCCAGCAGGACUCCCUUGAAGAUAUGGAGGUCGAGGACGAAGUUACAAAGAUCAUGUAA
Fusarium proliferatum ET1 is the source of this 468-nucleotide messenger RNA. RefSeq names its product putative clathrin-associated adaptor complex ap-1 small chain sigma1. The transcript has 5 exons. The record is from RefSeq and is a predicted model, not a curated record. Gene Ontology annotation, molecular function: clathrin-cargo adaptor activity. NCBI's taxonomy places the organism in Eukaryota, Fungi, Ascomycota, Sordariomycetes, Hypocreales, Nectriaceae. Gene Ontology annotation, cellular component: intracellular membrane-bounded organelle; AP-1 adaptor complex. Gene Ontology annotation, biological process: vesicle-mediated transport; protein transport. Bases 1 to 468 code for a protein of 155 amino acids.